AUGUCGGAGUCUUCUCCCAAGGCUGCGAAGGCCGAUAAGAGCAUGUCUUCCCGUCUGUUGACCAUGAAGUUCAUGCAGCGCGCUGCUGCUUCUGCUGCGACGAAAGAACCACAGAGCCCAGAUGCCGAGGACGGCAAGCGCACACCGAAGAGAGUCAGGCUUUCUACCGAACCAAAUAGUCCCAGUACUCCUCAAUCCGAUCUGGAAGCUAUUGCCGCAGCCCUGGCGGCGGAAGAAGACAAGCGACGAGAGGCUGUUGCGCGGCAAGCAGCUGAAGCUGGAGAGUCAGAAUGGGUGUUGGAUGUCCCCGCUACAAACUACACUCCACAGCCAAUCGUUCUUACAGCCGACUCGCUGGAUGCUGAGGGUGAUGUCCCGCAGGGUGGUCGUCGCGCAUACGGAAACUUUAUGCGCAAGAAGCCCGUUGUGCCUGUCGUUGAGACAAAACCCGGCGAGAAGAACACCGACGGAGGUGACUUUGAUGAAGAGGAGGAGGAACAGAAGAUCCCGGCCCACAUCGCAGCCGACCCCGAGCGCGUUAAGGCCUGGAUGGCGGAAGCCCGAGAGAAGGCAUUGGCCAGGGACGCCUAUCGCAAGGCCCAACGUGACAAGAUAGAGAGGAAACGACUCAACAACAUCACCAGUAUUUCUGGUGGAGGCCAAGCUGGAUCUCCGAGAAUGGGAGCUCCAUCUCAUUCAUUGAAAAAGAAGAAGCGCAAGUUCUAA
Penicillium subrubescens is the source of this 726-nucleotide messenger RNA. RefSeq lists its product as uncharacterized. NCBI's taxonomy places the organism in Eukaryota, Fungi, Ascomycota, Eurotiomycetes, Eurotiales, Aspergillaceae. The record is from RefSeq and is a predicted model, not a curated record. The transcript has 3 exons. The coding region runs from base 1 to 726 and encodes 241 amino acids.